AUGCCUGAAGUAAGCAUUUACGACAUUACCGUCGGCACCUAUAUUGGGGGCGUCACGGUAUUGGUCAACAUCCUUAGGAAGGCAACGCUGCAGCCUGAUGCAGACACGUUUCCAUCGGCUAGCUUGAUUGAAGAUAUGAAACCACUCAGCUUCCAAGUGCAAUCGGUUUCUAAUACUGUCAGUCGUUCGCUGCAGCGCUUGUUGAAGACAGACGUUCAGUCGUGGGAAGACAACGAGACGACCAUGCAGCAGCUUAUCGAGCGCGCGGAGAACACUCUGGCCCUAUUGAAAACCAUGGACCCCAAAAGUCUCGAGGGUACAGAAGAGAACGUUUGUACGGUGGCGGGCGAAGAGAUGACCGGCAAGCAUUUCAUUCUCGCCUUCGCGAUGCCCAACCUCUUCUUCCACUUGCAGACUGCCUAUGCCAUUCUCCGCAUGAAAGGUGUUCCGCUUGGCAAGGAUGACUACCUAGGUCCCUUUCAUCGUCCGUAA
Messenger RNA from Neoarthrinium moseri, 492 nucleotides. RefSeq lists its product as uncharacterized. The transcript has a single exon. NCBI's taxonomy places the organism in Eukaryota, Fungi, Ascomycota, Sordariomycetes, Amphisphaeriales, Apiosporaceae. The record is from RefSeq and is a predicted model, not a curated record. The coding region runs from base 1 to 492 and encodes 163 amino acids.